This is a messenger RNA of Aspergillus oryzae RIB40, 1002 nucleotides long. Its product is annotated as aromatic alcohol reductase. Gene Ontology annotation, molecular function: oxidoreductase activity. The record is from RefSeq and is a predicted model, not a curated record. NCBI's taxonomy places the organism in Eukaryota, Fungi, Ascomycota, Eurotiomycetes, Eurotiales, Aspergillaceae. The coding region runs from base 1 to 1002 and encodes 333 amino acids. The transcript is spliced from 4 exons.
AUGGAGAUAUAUGCUGCAGGGUACAUGCCGUGGCCCACUUCAAAAAUUGAACCGGUAAGGAAAUCGAGGAUACAUCCUCGGGAGAGUCUCCGGGUCCAGUUAUUCCGUUUGGUUCCGUAUAGCAGCAGACACGGUUCAAUCUUAUUGGUGUUUGUCUGUCGUCCACCGCACUUUACAGUUCUAAGAUCCCAAGUCUUGCUACACUCCUCCAAAGCCCAAUUCCCCUCCACCGUCCGAGUAAUCCCAGUCGACUACAACUCCAUCCCAGAGCUCACCACCGCUCUAAACAAUCAAGACGCCAUCAUCUCCACCCUAACCACCGCCGCCGCGGACGUGCAACACACCCUAAUCGACGCCGCAAUCACCGCAGGCGUCAAACGAUUCAUUCCCUCCGAGUUCGGCGCCGACACUGGCAACCCCAAUGCCUCCACCUUACCCGUCUACCAAUCCAAGAUCGCCGUCAACAAGGCUCUCCAGGCAAAAGCCGCGGAGAACCCUUCCUUCACAUAUACGUUGAUCCGCCACGGACCCUUCCUCGACUGGGGUCUUAACGCGGGUUUCUUUUUCGACUGGAGGUCCGAGGCACCUACCUUUUAUGAUGGUGGUGAUCGACCAUUUAGUACCACCACUCUGGCCACGAUCGGUCAGGCGGUCGUUGGAGUUUUGUUGCACUUCGACGAGACGAAGAAUCGUCCCGUUUAUAUCCAUGAUUUGGUCACCAGUCAGCGCCAGAUCUAUACUAUUGUCCAGAAACUGGCUCCCCAGAGGAAGUGGAAUCCUGUGGAUGUUAGUACGGCUGAGCUAGAGGUGAAGGCGCGGGAAGAAUGGGCGAAGGGGAAUACGGAUUUGCGGUCUAUUGUUGGUCUUUUGUGUCGGGCGGUGUUUGCGGAGGGGUAUGGUGGGGAGUUUAAGAAUGUUGAUAAUGAGCUUCUUGGGUUGGGGUUUAAGACGGAGGCUGAUCUUGAGGAGGUUGUGAAGACGAUUUUGGGGGAUUCUUUGUAA